Molecule: messenger RNA, 630 nt
Organism: Monomorium pharaonis (pharaoh ant)
Lineage: Eukaryota; Metazoa; Arthropoda; Insecta; Hymenoptera; Formicidae
Product: glycine-rich cell wall structural protein
Exons: 3
Coding region: 71-505 (144 amino acids)
Source: RefSeq, a predicted model, not a curated record
UGCCCGGUUAAUUUUCUCAUCGUCAUUUGGCACUAAAUUUCCUUGGCAGUCGGAUCGGUGUGUCGGCGGAAUGUCAAGGAUCGCGAUCCUCUUGUUCGUUGCGCUGCUCGUCGCAGUUGCAGCCGGGCUACCGUUGACCGCAACGCAAUUGCAAGAUCAUCAAAGGAUAGUCAGAGAGGCUGCACCGCAACCCGCUCGUCUUAAACGUGGUUACGGUGGCUACGGCGGUGGUUUCGGCGGUGGCUUCGGCGGCGGAUUUGGCGGUGGUUUACACGGACACGGUCAUCAUCACGGGGGUUAUGGACAUGGAGGUUACGGGCAUGGAGGUUACGGGCAUGGAGGUUACGGACAUGGAGGUUACAGAGGAUGUCCAGGAUGCGGAGGAGGAUCACACUAUCCUGGAUCCUUCGCUAAUAGCGGAGCAAGUGCCGGUUCAAUAAGCACGCCGUUCGGCAGCGGUUCGUUCGCGCACUCGUCUGCUAAUGCUGGUGGAUUCGGACGAUAAAGGACUUAAAGGAAUGACUACAUUGUCAUUGAAAAUGGACUUGUAUGUGACAAUAAAUUAAUUGUGCAUUUAUUAUACCUAUGUAUAAAUAUUCAUUUUUAUGCGGAAUAAAUUUAUUUAAAUAA